Molecule: messenger RNA, 4864 nt
Organism: Drosophila subpulchrella
Lineage: Eukaryota; Metazoa; Arthropoda; Insecta; Diptera; Drosophilidae
Product: proline-rich protein 36-like
Source: RefSeq, a predicted model, not a curated record
ACUUACAGAAUCUGCACGAAAUGUGCAAAUGGAACUAUAUCGUAAUAUUAUUUUAUUUAGUGCCCCGUGGAUACGGUCUCAAAAACAAUGAUUCCUUGGAGAUGCAGUUAUUUACGAUGUUCUUCAAACAAAUCGACUCUCUGGUACUAGAAUUAGAAGCACACCAAAAAUCCCUCUUCAUUCAUCAGCAAUCAUGUACCAAUGGUUCGAUUCAAGUAGAAGACUCGGCCAAAACUGUGAGUCAAGGCUUAAAUAAUCAGGGUGAUGGAUCUUCUCUACUGCAGGGCACAAAAAAGCAGUUCAUGCUUUUGAAGCAAAUGCUGGAAACCGACUGUCCGAAUGAAAUGUAUCAUCAUUUCCAAAUGAUCCGCUCUUAUGGCCGCUUUGUCGGUCUUGGCCGCCAUGUCGGUUCUGGCCGCUUUGUCGGUAUUGGCGUUUUCGCCGGAAGAUUUGGAAGAAGAAGAAGACGUUACACAUCCUAUAUACCUUCUCGACCUUCCUAUAUACCUUAUAUAUAUCCAUGUUGUCCUUAUUACCCUCCCUAUCCCUAUCCAUCUUUUCCUCCUCCUCCACCUCCUCCUCCUCCUCCACCUCCUCCUCCUUCUCGUCCCCGUCCACGUCCACCACCACCACCUCCACCUCCGCCGCCUCCACCUCCGCCGCCUCCACCUCCGCCACCGCCACCACCUCUGAAUCCACCACCGCCACCACCUCCACCACCUCCUCCUCCUUCAGGUAAACGUCCCAGACGGGUUACAGAUGGUUUACCAACCAAGGAGGAGCUAAUAAUACAAUAUAAUCAAAAUCGACUUGAAGAAUAUUAUAGGAAGAUACAGACUACCAACCGUGUCGCAUACCCCACACCUUGCAUUCCUUUAAAUCAAUAUUAUACGACUGGAAAUGGGAAAAUUACUUUGAUGCUGAAUUGCACAAUUGGUAACCAAACAAACAUCAUAGUUCCUUUACCAACCAAUGGAACAUAUCCAACCACCCCAGUGAGCACUGCUGGACAUGAGCAGAUGCCAAUCCUCAAUCCGUGUGUCUAUCCAUCUCCAAAUAAAGGAUAUCCGUGUCAUCCCCAAAAUCCAUGGUAUCCACCAUGGAAACCCAUUGGUGGACCACUUUUGAUUGCGCCAAACCAAGUCACAACAUUGCCAUUAUUUCCCCCAUAUCAACUUACAGGACAGCCCGCACAGCCAGUUUGGGGUCCACCUGGAAAUCUGUUUCCCCCAAAUUCACAAUGGCCUGACACAGAAGAAAAACAUCAAAUUUCACCUGGAAGUUUUUAUCUCUUACCCUCAAUUCAUGGAUGGCCUGCACCACCAGGAUCACUUCCACCUCCAGUUUGGCAUCCACCUAGAACUAUUCCAUCCCCAUCUUCAAAUUCAGGAUGGCCUCCACCCCCUGGAUCAGUGAUACCCCCAAAUCCACAUCAAGGACAACGUGAACCUCUAGUUUGGCUUCCACCUGGAUUGCCUGCACCACCAGGAUCAGUGAUACCCCCAAACCCAGUUCCAGAACAACCUGAACCUCCAGUUUGGCAUUCACCUGGAACUCUUCCUUCAUCACCCCCAAAUUCUGGAUUGCCUGCACCACCAGGAUCAGUGAUACCCCCAAAACCACUUCCAGGACAACCUGAACCUCCAGUUUGGCAUUCACCUGGAACUCUUCCUUCAUCACCCCCAAAUUCUGGAUUGCCUGCACCACCAGGAUCAGUGAUACCCCCAAACCCACUUCCAGGACAACCUGAACCUCCAGUUUGGCAACCACCUGGAACUCUUCUUACCUCACCCCCAAUUUCAGAAUGGCCUGCACCACCAGGAUCAGUUAUACCUACCAAUCCACUUCCAGGACAACCUGAACCUCUAGUUUGGCAUCCACCUGGAAUUCUUCAACCCUCACCCCCAAUUUCUGAAUGGCCUGCACCACCAGGAUCAGUGAUACCUACCAAUCCACUUCCAGGACAACCUGAACCUCUAGUUUGGCUUCCACCUGGAACUCUUCUUCUCUCACCCCCAAUUUCAGCAUGGCCUGCACCACCAGGAUCAGUGAUACCUACCAAUCCACUUCCAGGGCAACCACAACCUCUAGUUUGGCAUCCACCUGGAAUUCUUCCUUCCCCACCUUCAAUUCCAGGAUUGCCAGUACGACCAGGACCAGUGAUACCCCCAAAUCCACUUCCAGGACUAUCCGCACCAGCUGUUUCUGAUCCACCUGGAACUCCUCUUUCUCCACCCCCCAGUGCACAAUUGCCUCCAUCUGGAUCAGGAUUGCGCCCACUUGGAAUUACAAAUUGCAUACCAUCAGUUCCACGUAACCACGGCAAUAAAAAUGAAGUUUCCUCGGUGCUUAAAGAAAUGGAGGACAUACUUUUGCGAUUAGAAACUAACCAAAAAUCCUUUCGGAUUUAUCAGCAGUCAUGUAACGAAAGCUUUCUUCAAUUACAAGGUGGGGGAGUUGGCUCUAAUUUUCAGACUAAUGGCUCUUUACUACUACAGAAUGCACAAAAGUACUUCAAGUUAUUAAAGCAAAUUUUUGAAGCUAGCUGUAAAGCCGGAAUAAAUAUAAAUGUCAAAAGUAUGCGAUCGCCAUAUUAUCCAACUGGACAUUUUGCUUAUAUACCUGUAGAAUGUACCCCACCUGCUCCUGCCUAUCCACCUUGUGUACAAUAUAUAUGGUACCCUGAUCCAUACCCGGUGUAUUGGGGUGCACCCGAAGGACAACCAUUAGAUGGAUAUCCACCAGGACCGCAUGUUCCCCCUCCAGAAGUACCUGCACAAACAGAAUGGAUUCCACCUCAAGGACCAACAUAUGGCCCACCAGCACCAGAUGGAUAUCCACCAGGACCGCCAAUUCCCCCUCCAGGAGUACCACCACCAACACCAACAUGCUGGAAUCCACCUCAAGGACCAACAUAUGGCCCACCAUCACCAGAUGGAUAUCCACCAGGACCGCCAAUUCCCCCUCCAGGAGUACCACCACCAUCACCCAUAUGCUGGAGUCCACCUCAAGGACCAACAUAUGGCCCAACAGCACCAGAUGGAUAUCCACCAGUACCGCCAGUUCCCCCUCCAGAAUUACCUGCACCAACACCAACAUGCUGGAAUCCACCUCAAGGACCAACACAAGGUCCACCAGCACCAAUUUUAUAUCCACCAGGACCGCCAAUUCCCCCUCCAGGAGUACCACCACCAUCACCAACAUGCUGGAGUCCACCUCAAGGACCAACAUAUGGCCCACCAUCACCAGAUGGAAAUCCACCAGGACCGCCAAUUCCCCCUCCAGGAGUACCACCACCAUCACCCAUAUGCUGGAGUCCACCUCAAGGACCAACAUAUGGCCCAACAGCACCAGAUGGAUAUCCACCAGUACCGCCAGUUCCCCCUCCAGAAUUACCUGCACCAACACCAACAUGCUGGAAUCCACCUCAAGGACCAACACAAGGUCCACCAGCACCAAUUUUAUAUCCACCAGGACCGCCAAUUCCCCCUCCAGGAGUACCACCACCAUCACCCAUAUGCUGGAGUCCACCUCAAGGACCAACAUAUGGCCCAACAGCACCAGAUGGAUAUCCACCGGUACCGCCAGUUCCCCCUCCAGAAUUACCUGCACCAACACCAACAUGCUGGAAUCCACCUCAAGGACCAACACAAGGUCCACCAGCACCAAUUUUAUAUCCACCAGUACCGCCAGUUCCCCCUCCAGAAUUACCUUCACCAACACCAACGUGCUGGAAUCCACCUGAAGGACCAACACAAGGUCCACCAGCACCAAUUGUAUAUCCUCCAGGACCGCCAAUUCCCCCUCCAGAGGUACCACCACCACCACCAAAAGACUGGAAUCCACCUCAAGGACCAACACAAGGUCCACCAGCACCAAUUGUAUAUCCACCAGGACCGCCAAUUCCCCCUCCAGAGGUACCACCACCACCACCAAAAGACUGGAAUCCACCUCAAGGACCAACACAAGGUCCACCAGCACCAGUUGUAUAUACACCAGGACCGCCAAUUCCCCCUCCAGAGGUACCACCACAUCAACCAGUUGGGAGUCCUCCAAAAGGACAAAAAGGGUGGAAUCCCACUGGCGUGCAGAAUCUUAAUAUAAAUAUUGUUCAAAUUAAUAAGGACCAAACUAAGGGAUCCAAACAGAAACUGCACGAAAUGUGCAAAUGGCACUACAUCGUAAUAUUAUUUUAUUUAGUGCCACGUGGACACGGUCUUAAAAACAAUGAUUCCUUGAAGAAAUUAUUUACGAAGUUCUUCAAACAAAUCGACUUUCUGGUACUGGAAUUAGAAGCACACCAAAAAUCCCUCAUCAUUCAUCAGCAGUUAUGUACCAAUGGUUCGAUUCAAGUAGAAGACUCGGCCAAAACUGUGAGUCAAGGCUUGAAUAAUCAGGGUGAUGGAUCUUCCCUACUGCAGAGCACAAAAAAGCAGUUCAUGCUUUUGAAGCAAAUGCUGGAAACCGACUGUCCGAAUGAAAUGUAUCAUCAUUUCCAAAUGAUCCGCUCGUAUAGCCCACAUGCUCAUUUUGCCUAUUUACUACCAUCCUCCUCCUCCUCCUCCUCCUCCUCCUCCUCGUCCUCGUCCUCGUCCACCACCACCACCACCUCCACCUCCACCUCCACCUCCACCUCCACCUCCACCUCCACCUCCACCUCCCCCGCCUCCACCUCCACCGCCUCCGCCACCGCCACCGCCUCCACCUCCACCAACCCAUCAUCAUUCAACUAAACGUCCCAGACGGGUUACAGAUCGUUUACCAACCAAUAGUAUAUAUCCAACCUUCGCAGAGGAGGAGAUAAAAAUGGGAUAUUAUAUAAAACUCCUAGAAGACUAUUAUCGGAUGAUACAGACUACCAACA